CUCCAAAAACUUCACCAACCUCUGCUCUUCCUCUUCACAUUCAUCCAACAAAUUUCAAAGCCAAAGAAUCUCUCUUUCAGCCCCAAGAAGUGUGUUCUUGAUGUGGGCAUUGGCCUUUUGGCCUCCUCCUUCAUGGCCUUGACGCCUCUGAUGCUGAUGCCACAAGGAUUGAGUACUACGCCACUGUGGCUGACCCUCCUUGUGAAUUCAACUUGUGUCGCUCUGGCCUUGGUUACUGUGACAUCUCUGUUGGCUCUGGCCAGGAGGCUCCAUAUUCUGACUCAUUAAUGUUCACUACACGGCAAGGUUUGCUGAUGGAAUAGUCUUCGACAGCAGCUACAAAAGAUCUAGACCUCUUACUAUGCGCAUUGGAGUUGGCAAGGUCAUUAAGGGCUUGGAUCAGGGAAUUUUCGGUGGGGAAGGAGUACCUCCAAUGCUUGUGGGUGGAAAACGUAAGCUUCAAAUUCCGCCAGAGUUAGCAUAUGGGCCAGAACCUGCAGGAUGCUUUUCAGGUGACUGCAAUAUACCGGCCAAUGCAACUCUCAUUUAUGACAUUAAUUUUGUCGGCAUCUACUCAGGGAAUCGAAAGUGAAGACAGUAAAUACUGGUUUUUAAAAUAUAUUGGAAGCUCACUGAGGAAUUUUUUCUUAAGAGCAAGGAAAUGCAACUCUAUCUGAGCAUGGAUCAAAUCAUGAGGCAGAGGCUUGUGGACAACAAUGACCAUCUCUACCGUUAGAAUGAGAAGUACCGGUAGCUGCUUAACUCUCAUGGGCUCGUUUGGAGCAGCAACUCAUUUACAGAAGAAUAUUAAUUUUGUACCUAUGUAGUAUAUAUAUAUAUAUAUAUAUAGCCAUUUUGGAUGUUAAUAAGUUUAAUUGUAUGGCAAGUUUGCAAGUGUUUCAUUCAGAACCCUUUGGAAAUUGUUUAGUGGAAAUAUACAUAAUGCAAACUUAACCUGUGUU
Molecule: messenger RNA, 962 nt
Organism: Pistacia vera
Lineage: Eukaryota; Viridiplantae; Streptophyta; Magnoliopsida; Sapindales; Anacardiaceae
Product: photosynthetic NDH subunit of lumenal location 4, chloroplastic
Exons: 6
Coding region: 362-592 (76 amino acids)
Cellular component (GO): chloroplast
Molecular function (GO): peptidyl-prolyl cis-trans isomerase activity
Source: RefSeq, a predicted model, not a curated record